AUGUCAGAAACCCCCGCGAAGCAGGAGACUCCCCAGAGCCGCCGCCUGCGUUUUUUGGGGUUGGCUCGUGCCACAAGAGACACCUAUAUUCCUCGACUUGCCGAGUCCGUCACCCUGUUGACCGGAUUAUCCAGAGGACCUAACGAUGCAUUCGAUGAUUCCGGGCGCCUAAUAGUCCCAAAAGAUGCCACGAUUACGCUUUUUCCAUCAUAUACUCGAAAGAUAGACGAUGAGUACUUGGUUGAUGUGAGAGGAUGGCUCUGGUGUCCCGGACUUAUGACCAGAAAAAACCGACUAAUACUAUCGUUAGCCAAGCAAUUGACUCGUUCCAGUAACCCGGCACGCCAGGAGCAGGUGGUGGGUAAACUUGAAGACGAACAUCUCUCGCAAGAUGUCUACAAUCCUGACGAUAGCUCAGAGCUGUCAGUUGAAUCGGACCUCACCUCGAUUUCUACCACUGACACACGCCGAGAUACAACUGCGGAACUACAGUCGCUGUCAUCGAACUCGUCGUCUGAUGGUCUUCUUAAGCAGCGUAUGGGUUCAUUCAUAGCACGGUCUUUGCCCAACAUAGAAAUUCGCAUUAUCGUGGGAUCUGAGGAGGUUUACCCUACAGACGUACUAAAACAAGCGCUAUUGACCACUGACGUCAAUGGUCACUUCGAAACCACCAUAAGGGUCAAGUAUAAGCCAUCGGUUGUUCAGGUGCAACCGCUCCAGAAUGAAACUAUUUUCGCAAUGCAAGACGUGAUGAUUUACUCCAGCAAUGGCUUGGCAAUUAUAAGCGAUAUAGACGAUACCAUCAAGCUUACGGGUGUAUGCGGCGACAAGAGAGAUCUUAUGCGAAAAUUGCUCCUUAGUGAUAUCAAUAGUUGGAACAUCCCCAACAUCGUGGCUUGGUAUAUUGAUUUCUACAAGUCCCACAACGUUUCGUUUCAUUAUGUGUCGAACUCCCCAUGGCAGCUCUACUCUGUCAUUAACGAGUAUUUCAAAACUGUCAAACUUCCAUUGGGCUCCAUCCACUUAAAGCAGUAUUCAGGUAACAUCAUCACCAACCUUAUGGAACCUUCUUCGUCUCGAAAGAAAAAAUCUCUCUACAAAAUCGUUGAAGAUUUCCCAAACAAAAGUUUCAUAUGCGUUGGAGAUUCUGGAGAGCAGGAUUUGGAGGCAUAUGUCGACCUCGCGGUGAAAUAUCCAAAGAAUAUCAAAGCUAUUUUUAUUCGUUAUGUCACUGAUUCACUAUCUGAUGUUGACGAUAUGAAAAUAAUGAAGCGGUUGAUGCGCAUUCAAACAAUGGCAGAAGCUCGGGUGAAAAAAGCUAAUGCCGAUUCUGAUGUCAACUUGAUUGAUCUCGCUUCAAAUCCUGCUUCGCCAGAAGAACGAAAAGCCAAACUUCCCCCAAUGGUUCCUAAAAAACCUUCGAAUCUUAAGGGCAAGAACUUGACACGGAAACCUCCUCCCGUGACACCGCCCCAACGUGUACAUACAGAUUCUGAUCUUUCCGAUCUCAAGACCCAAGAUAUUCCGCCUCCCUUACCUUCACGUUCGGCGACAAAUGUGGACGUUGGUAGACCAUGGAGUCCUCCCCCAAAGCUUCUACUGGAUCUUCAAACAAUAUAUCAUUUUCAUGACUUUGAGGAACUUGAAGACAUAGAUAGUAAGGGCGCUGCAUGGAUCAGGAGACUCAUCAGCGCAAUCUACAGAUUGGAAGGUACAGAUACCCAGAUCAAAAUAUUUACGGAUGAAGACGAAGAUUUCUUCAAGACAAGUUUAGAAAUAGCUCAAAAACAAGUCCAGCUGUGA
Meyerozyma guilliermondii ATCC 6260 is the source of this 1803-nucleotide messenger RNA. RefSeq names its product phosphatidate phosphatase. The transcript has a single exon. Gene Ontology annotation, cellular component: actin cortical patch. The record is from RefSeq and is a predicted model, not a curated record. The coding region runs from base 1 to 1803 and encodes 600 amino acids. Gene Ontology annotation, molecular function: phosphatidate phosphatase activity. Lineage: Eukaryota; Fungi; Ascomycota; Pichiomycetes; Serinales; Debaryomycetaceae.